Messenger RNA from Cladocopium goreaui, 492 nucleotides. The record is from the annotation of a GenBank genome assembly. NCBI's taxonomy places the organism in Eukaryota, Dinophyceae, Suessiales, Symbiodiniaceae.
AUGGACCGGCAGCUGGACCUCAGGCCAAUGCAGGUGUCUGAGAAUGUUAUUUAUCAGUACCUUUUGUUUUUGAGAGAAUCAGGAUCAGCCCCGACCUUAGCAGAUGCGACGGUGAAAGCAGUAUGGUUCAUGCACUCCUCAGCAGGUCUCAUUGACUUUCAUGCUGACAUGUUUUCAUCCAGAAUUACAGGAGUCUGCAGAGACAUGUUCAUGCGGAAAAGGAUCUUGAAGCAGGCUCCUGCCUUUCCUGCGCGCGUGGUCCGAGCCCUGGAGGAGUAUGCACUUCAAACCAGAAAUGCCGUGGAUUCCAGAUUUGUCAAUUUCAUCCUCUUUUGCAUUUUCUCUAGCUGCCGUGUUGGGGAUGCUUCGAAGAUUACAGAGGUGACUUUUUCUCAAUUCCAGGAAGUGUAUCUUGUGGAGGCUGCCAAAACGGAAGCCAAGACACUGCAACGAUGGAACGUAGGAGAAUGUUGUUGCCCUUCACUGCAGUAG